GACACGCUAACCGGCAUGGCUAAAUCGACCCUGUUCACGGUAUGAUAAUCAAACAGCCCUCUAGGAAACGCCUUAGUACCUCACGGCACCCAACUAAAAUAUGAAUUGAAGCUCAGCCAAGCAUGACUAACAGACAGACCAGCCAAACUAUAGGUUUAUUAUAGCGAAAUAUAUAUUAUCUAAACAAUCAUGCAUUUGACACUUAGUUAUGAAUUUGGACACUUGAAGAAAAUAUUCAUUUUUACCAUUUGUUUAUGUACCCGCAUAACACCAUACUUGAAUAUGAGCCAAAAAAUGUUUUGUAGGGUAACAUUGUCAUCGUUCUUGCUUGCAAUUUGAGCUAAUGUAUUACAUUGGAUCAUCAAUGUACGUAUUUACAUAUGUAUAUGUGCGUAUGAGUGACCUUCGGUUUGCAACUAACUUAAAUGUGUGCGACGCUUGCAUUAGCACAAGCCAAGAACAAAUCAAUCAGUUCCUAUUCGUACGCAACGGUCGGUUGUUCAAAAUUGUCAAUGCACUCUGCCCGAUAUAUGUGCAAUUCUAUAUAAUAUACAUACAUACAAAACAUGGUUGAGAUAAGUAAACUCUAUCAACCACCAUAUAAUUGUUUGACCUGCUCGGAGCUGUUAAUGCAUGGGGGUCUAACGUGUAAACAGUUGUUCGGGUGGAACUGGUACCGUUGUUCUAUGGGAUGCCUGAAAUAUUUCCUGCCGUUAGCUGUUUCACCAUUAGUGCUUAGGCCGCGAAGCUUGAAUCGUGAAACUCUGUUAAAUAUACUACGCUAUUAUUUGGAAACUUCGCUAUGGGGUUCGACCAGCACUGCUUUGACUUUCUACUGCAUUUGCUUUUACAGGCGUCUGUUUGGAAGAUACUACUUAUUGAGUGCGAGUUUUUUGCCAGCGUACACAGCGUUCCAGUUAAGUUGGUUCUAUCCCAUUCGUACCGUGCGACUUUUCGGCACGGCAACAACACAAGCGAUUUUAGAAACUUGGCUGCGCAAACAAAACUACUUCAUAACACAUUCCUUACCCAUUCAGACACUCGUCUUCAUGCUCUCCAGCGCCAUUGUAUUACAUUUUAAGCGCCGUAAAGAAUUCAAUGGUUUCUGGUUUAUACAGCCCAACACAGAUGAAUUACAACAAAAGGAUGUAGAGAACUUGGAAGAUCUUAAAAAAUCAGGAAAAUGUUUACAUGAGGGCACAUCGUGUACAAAAUAUAUUUUGAAUGGAAUGAGCAGUUAUUUAAUGUAUGGCGUACCAUUAGAUUUACUGAGCACUAUAACUAAGAGGAAGAUGCCAAGACGUUUGAGUGACUUGAAGAUGAUACGCUUCGAAAUGACUGCCUUUUUUCUAUCCUAUGUGGGGAUAUAUAGAUUGUCAAGCUGUCUGUUAACACGCUACACACGCUAUGGCACAGGACAACACUUGCUCUCCGCCGGUUUGGGUGGUCUUUCAUAUUUCUUCCUGAACAAACUGGAAUUUAGCGUCUUGGCCUUUGUGAUAGCUGUUCAAGCAUUUUGGCAAUCGUACUGCUGCCAACAAGUAGAGAAGCCUGAAAAUAAAAUAACAACAUUUCUAAAAAGUGUUCCGUUCGCUAAAUUGUUAGUUCCAUAUAACCUCGCCUAUUUAACGCACGUUUUUAUUUUUCACAAUGACGCCUUGUCAAAGAUAGCAAGAGGAUUCUUUCGCGGUGCGACGGAUAAUCGAUUUGAACAAAUGCAUCAAUAUAUAUUGGAUACGCUAGCUCAACGCGAAAGGAUGCUGUUAAGUUAACUAUUUACUUAAAUUACCUAAAAACGAAAGUUUUAUGUGCGUAAUAUCACAAAUAUAUAAUUCUCAGCAAGCCACUUAGUCCACAAUUAAUAAAUCAUGUGAAAGUUUGAAAAACAGAUUUAAAAUAUGAA
Messenger RNA from Bactrocera oleae (olive fruit fly), 1903 nucleotides. RefSeq lists its product as uncharacterized. Lineage: Eukaryota; Metazoa; Arthropoda; Insecta; Diptera; Tephritidae. The record is from RefSeq and is a predicted model, not a curated record.